AUGGCGCACUUCAUUCCCGAGCCAGCUUUUCUUCCAUUUCAUAAACUCUUCUUGGAUGGGGAUAAGGUAGAAACAUAUGGAAGAUUAGUUUCAUGGGAGGAAGAUGAUGCUGUUGCUGAUCUGAUGUUUACAGAGAGACAGUUCAGUCCCGGUGACGGUUUGAAGGCAUUUGAGCUCCAAGAGAAAAUAUAUCCAUUCCUUAUCAAGUGUUGUGAGCUUAUUCUUCACGACUUUGUUACGUCAGGUGCAUUGCUUGAUGGGACUAUCUCAACUGGUAUUACGCCCGAUCCUGUUGUCACUCCUGAGCCUGGUCCUUCUGCAGUAACCGAGAUUCUGCCAUCUCUAGCUACCAUCUCAGUCGAAGCACCAUAUCGUCUGCCUGCUAAUAUCAAUUUUGAACGCCUCCGAGAUAUUUUUGCAGCUAGGCUUUCUGCAGCAGAAGAUUAUCUGUUCGAUUUGAGAGAGGACCCUGGGUUUUUUGCAGAUACAAUCAUUGAUUGGAGCGAGCACCGGAAUGAUGCAUUAUUAGACACGUACGGCAAUCCACAUCCAACUGGACCACACACUCAUGACUUUUAA
This is a messenger RNA of Sclerotinia sclerotiorum 1980 UF-70, 579 nucleotides long. RefSeq lists its product as hypothetical. The transcript has a single exon. The coding region runs from base 1 to 579 and encodes 192 amino acids. The record is from RefSeq and is a predicted model, not a curated record. NCBI's taxonomy places the organism in Eukaryota, Fungi, Ascomycota, Leotiomycetes, Helotiales, Sclerotiniaceae.